Molecule: messenger RNA, 1116 nt
Organism: Elaeis guineensis (African oil palm)
Lineage: Eukaryota; Viridiplantae; Streptophyta; Magnoliopsida; Arecales; Arecaceae
Source: RefSeq, a predicted model, not a curated record
UAUGAGAGCAAAGGAAGAAACCACGGAGAAAAGAGGGAGAGAGGGCUGGCUGCUCGUGCAUCCUUUAGAGGGGGAGGGGGCUUUUUAUAGAACAGAAGAGAGACCGAAUCCUUCCCGGAUUCAGCUUUCUCUCCAACGUGUUCGUUGGGAGUCUUCUUCGUCAUUUUUUCUGGAACUUGGGCCGGGUUAUAACACCAAUGGUUGCAGGUAACGUUCUUCAAGUGUGGUGGGGUGUGCUUGGGAACCGCCGUGGACCACACCGCCGCAGAUGGCCUCAGCGCACUCCACUUCAUCAACUCAUGGGCCGAAAUUGCCCGAGGCAUGGAGCUCGCCGUCCCACCCUACCUCGACCGCACCCUUCUCCGAGCUCGCUCUCCACCGACCGUGCACUUCGACCAUGCUGAAUACUCGCAGAAGCCACAAGCGAAGCCUUCCAGUGGGAGCAAAUACCCUUUCGACACCGUCAUCCUUAAGCUAUCCAAGAACCAGCUCAAUUCCCUCAAGAACAUCGGCGGCGGCAAGAAGCCCCUCUCCACCUUCGAAGCAGUCGUAGCCCACGUGUGGCGAUGCGCUUGCAAGGCUCGCCAGCUUCCAAGCGAUCAGGAAACCCGAUCGUACAUAAUCGCCGAUGCGCGUCUUCGCAUGAAGCCCCCACUUCCACAAGGUUACCUUGGCAAUGCCGUCUUCUGCACGUCGGCAGUUGCGACGGUUGGAGAAGUCUUGUCCAAUCCACUCGAGUUCAGCGCGGACAAGGUCCAUGGUGCAACCGUUCGAUUAAAUGACGAAUUCAUCCGGUCGCUCGUAGACUACUUGGAGCAGCUCGGCGAUGCGAGGGGUUUGGAGAUGGGGGCACGGGUGAUGCUGGGCUCUGAUCUGUGGGUGACCAGCUGGCUGGGGCUGCCGAUAUAUGAGGCCGACUUCGGAUGGGGAAAGCCAGUGUUCAUGGGGCGCGCAUGCCUUAAGUUCAGUGGGAUGCUGUACGUCAUGAACAACCCGGGAGACGAUGGUGGUCUCUCGUUGGCGGUGGCGUUGGAGCCGGAGAAUAUGCCAAGGCUCAAGAAGAUACUCUACGAGGACUUGGAGGCUGUGGGAGGAGUGUAGGCAUGGCUUUGCUUC